This is a messenger RNA of Morus notabilis, 2836 nucleotides long. Its product is annotated as G-type lectin S-receptor-like serine/threonine-protein kinase At5g35370. Lineage: Eukaryota; Viridiplantae; Streptophyta; Magnoliopsida; Rosales; Moraceae. The record is from RefSeq and is a predicted model, not a curated record. The transcript has a single exon. The coding region runs from base 7 to 2598 and encodes 863 amino acids. Gene Ontology annotation, molecular function: ATP binding; protein serine/threonine kinase activity. Gene Ontology annotation, biological process: protein phosphorylation.
CUCUGCAUGGGAUCCUUCAUACUCUUUCCUUUUAUCUUCUUUUGCUUUUCUCUGGUCUCUAGCUAUACUUACUUGGAGUCCGUACAUCCAAAAUUCACUGCUUCACACCUUUUGUUCAUUGAUAAUGCUGGUGCCUUCUUGGCCUCCCGGAAUGGGACGUUCAAAGCUGCUAUUUCAAAUCCCGGCGCCCAACAGCACAACUUCUACUUGUGUGUCAUUCACGCGGCAUCCAACACCAUCAUCUGGUCUGCUAACCGUGAUGCUCCGAUCUCAAGUUCGGGUGAAAUGACUCUUACAGUUAAGGGAAUUAGCAUUACUGAUGAGGAUGGCAAUCAAAAAUGGUCAACUCCAUCAUUAGGGUCUUCAGUUUCUGCAUUACUGCUGACUGAAAUGGGCAAUCUUGUACUGCUCGAUCAAUCUAAUGGCAGUCUGUGGGAAAGUUUUGACCAUCCGACGGACACGAUUGUGACUGGACAACGCUUGCCUGCCGGGACAUAUCUGUAUGCUGCUGUAUCAGAUAAUGAUAUCUCAACUGGUGAUUAUAAUCUUGCAAUUACUGCUUCUGAUGCAAUAUUGCAAUGGCAUGGACAGACAUACUGGAAGUUGUCAAUGGAUACCAAGGCUUAUACAAAUUCAAAUUAUCUAGUGGAAUAUAUGGCAAUAAACAGAACAGGUGUUUUUCUGUUUGGCCGUAGUGGAUCAGUAGUUGUGAUUCAGGUGAUUUUGUCUUCGUCAGAUUUCCGAAUUGCGAGGCUUGGUGCGUCUGGCCAAUUUACUGUCAGUAGCUUGUCUGGUAUCAACUUGAAGCAGGAAUUUGUGGGGCCAAAUGAUGGCUGUCGAAUUCCUUUUGUUUGUGAAACAGUUGGGCUGUGUACUGCAGGUUCUGGAUCAACUAAUCCAUUAUGUUCAUGUCCACUGAGCUUCCACGGAAUCACACAGAAUAGCAGUGGUUGUGAACCAAGUGAUAGAUCUUAUUCUUUGCCCGUUGCUUGUAACUUGACCAAUCAAGACGUUCAACCGAAUUCAUCCUCUGUUUUGUAUCUGAGACUUGGCUAUGGUAUGGAUUAUUUUUCCAACGUUUUCUCCCAGCCUAUUUUUGGCGUUGAUUUGUCUAAUUGUCAAGAUCUCUGCACGGGUAACUGUUCUUGUUUGGGUGUUUUCUAUGAAAAUUCAUCUAGUUCUUGUUUUCUGCUCGAAAACGAGUUGGGGUCCAUUAUUUCAAGCAAUACGGACCUGUUGGGUUACGUUAAAGUUCUUUCAAAUUCUACCCAAUCAAACACCAUGAGUAACAACGGAGACAAAGGACGGAAGCUUCCUGUAGUUGCUCUUGUGCUUUUACCUUUCACUGCCUUCUUUCUUUUGGCAGCUCUAGGUUUCGUCUUGUGGGUAAGAUGGAGAUCCAAGGCAAGAGAGAUAAAAUUAGGCAAUACAAGAUCAUUUUCUUCAGGAGAUCUGGAUGCCUUCUACAUCCCUGGGCUACCUAAAAGGUUUGACUAUGAAGAGCUUGAGGAGGCUACUGAUAACUUUAAGACCCAGAUUGGCUCAGGUGGAUUUGGCUCUGUUUACAAGGGAACACUACCAGACAAAACUGUUGUGGCAGUAAAGAAGAUAACUAAUUUAGGUGUUCAAGGGAAAAAAGAUUUUUGCACCGAGAUUGCUGUUAUUGGUAAUAUUCAUCAUGCGAAUUUGGUCAGGUUGAAAGGAUAUUGUGCUCAAGGAAGACAGCGGCUGUUGGUUUAUGAAUAUAUGAGCCGUGGCUCACUGGACCGAACCCUUUUUGGAAGUGGACCGGUGUUAGAAUGGCAAGAGAGGCUUGAUAUAGCCCUUGGGACAGCGCGUGGGCUUGCAUACUUGCACAGUGGCUGUGAACAAAAAAUAAUUCAUUGUGACAUCAAGCCUGAGAACAUUCUCUUGCAGGAUCAAUUUCACGCAAAAAUCUCCGAUUUUGGGCUCUCAAAACUUCUAAGCCCUGAGCAGUCCAGUCUCUUCACAACAAUGAGAGGCACACGUGGUUAUCUUGCGCCAGAGUGGCUUACUAAUGCUGCAAUCUCAGAGAAAACUGAUGUCUACAGUUUUGGAAUGGUUCUGCUUGAACUUGUAAGUGGAAGGAAAAACUGUUCAAUGCGUUCACAAAGCCGUAGUGCGAAUGAAAGUAGCAGUAGUGGUGCUGUCUCAUCAUUGUUCUCCACUUCAGGGCUCAUUUAUUUUCCUCUGUUUGCACUGGAGAUGCACGAGCAACAAAGGUACUUGGAGCUCGUUGAUCCAAGGCUCGAGGGGCGGGUGACAAGUGAAGAGGUGGAAAAAUUAGUGCGGAUAGCUCUGUGUUGCGUUCACGAGGACCCGGCACUGAGGCCUAAUAUGGUUGCUGUUGUUGGCAUGUUGGAAGGUGGGAUGCCUGUAGGUCAUCCAAGAUUGGAGUCUUUAAAUUUCUUGCGCUUUUAUGGCCGUCGGUUCACUGAGGCGUCUAUGAUAGCGGAGGCAGCUGAGAAAAAUGAUACAGAGCUGUAUCCACUAAAAGCUUCUUCCCCGAGCACAGCAAGUGAAUCACAUGCUUAUUUUUCUUAUGUCUCCUCACAACAGAUCUCAGGACCUAGAUAAUGUUUAGUAAUUGAGCAGUUUUUGUAUAGUUUAUUGCGAAUGGCCAUUAAAUGUAUGUAAUUUCGAAUUUCAACUUGUUUACUGCUUGUAUUGGCAUUAUAAUUCUCACAUUUAAGCUACACAGACUAUAGAUCUCACCAUGAAGUUCAAGGUGGGUGGGUUGGACGGCUUUAAUUUAUUUGGCUCAUGUAAACUGUUUCUUUUACGAAAAUUACCCUACCUAUUAUAGGUAGCUUUU